AUGAGUCAAUACAAAACUAACAAUGGAAAGAGUAAUGAGUUGUGUCAAUUAGAAAAGAUGUUUAGUAGAAUACAAGAACAAUCAACAUCAUAUAAUGUUGAGUUAAUUUUGUAUUUAGUUGAAAAAACUAAAGAUGGUCCUGUUCAAAUAAUGAGGGCGUUUGACUACUUUUUUAGAAGUACUUCUCAAAAACUAUUCAUAAUGAAGAUUCAUUUAAUUGAUGCUCUUAUUCGUUUUAUUCGUAAAAAAGAAUUACAAUAUUCUUUUUAUUGUAUGUCACGUGCUACAAUGACUGCACUUUGUAGAAAUAAUUAUGACCUUACACGAGAAGACAUUGAUGCAGCACAUCAGUUAUUUAUUCUAUGGGAGUCAAGAAAAAUUCAUGUUAAAUUCCUUCAAAUGUGGCAGUCAUUACUUGAGCAUCCUGAAAGAGACAGUUAUAUUUCAUUCUUAACUAACCAAAUUUUAUUUAUCCCUCUACCAAAUGAAAAUAGAGAAUUACUCGUUAAUGAGAUUGAAAGUAACUUUGACUCUUGUGCAGCUUCACUCGAUGGAGACAAAAUUAGUAUUGUUGCUGACACCAACCAAGACACUAACUAUAUAAUUAAUUGGCUUAAACAACGGUAUAACUCAAAUUACACAGACAACAUUUAUGAUCCAUCACACUCUAAAGCAAUAAUCAGAUUUCAAAAUGAAGACUGGAUGCCAUAUGACACGUUUUCUUUUGGAUCAGGAUUUGUUACAAUGAAUAAAAAUGAUAUUCCACCUAAAUUUGUAGUAGAUGGAGUUACAUACUAUCUUCAUCUCAAAAGAAGGUCAAGAAGUUGUUCAAGAAGACGUUCCUUUUCAAGAAGUUCAUCUUCAAGCAAUAGAAACUCUUUCAGAUCACCUUACCAUUCACCUACAAGAAGACCAUCACCACUACCUUUUGAAUAUAGAGAAUCAUAUAGGUCUUCUCUUGAUAUAGAUCGUCGUUCUUUUUCAAGAGAUCGGUCAAGAAGUCGUUCCUCAAAUAUUUUGUAUAGAAAUUCAUUCAAAAAUGAUUCUCCAGAAAGAAGGACGUCAAAUUCUAGAAGAAGAUCAUUUAGUCCAAGACAAAGUAGGUCAUAUAAUAAUAGGUCGAACUCAAGAAGUAGAAAUUAUAGAUUAGAUCAUUCUAAUCCUAACCAUUCUCCAAGAUAG
Molecule: messenger RNA, 1182 nt
Organism: Entamoeba histolytica HM-1:IMSS
Lineage: Eukaryota; Evosea; Mastigamoebida; Endamoebidae
Exons: 3
Coding region: 1-1182 (393 amino acids)
Source: RefSeq, a predicted model, not a curated record